AUGAUUUUUGAGAUUUCAAAUUACUGUAAAGAAAUCAAUAAUUGCUUCAUAGACUCUAAAAUAAGCUAAGGCUAGAAUGAAAAAUAUUUGUUAGGAAGAAUUUAAUCUUUGCAAGAUAGCUUGAAAGAAUUUGAUUUUUGGUUUAAAACUUAAUUCAAUAAUGAGGAACUUCUAGUCAAUUAUAUUUACACUGAAUUACUAGAAGUUAGAAAAAUAAAUAAAGUUGUGUAAUUCAAAAAGAUUGAUGAAAAAUCAUCAGAAAUAAAAGGCUUAAGUAUGGAUUCAUAAAAGAGUGCAGAGACAUAAUCCAGCAUUUGUAGUGCAAUAUCUUAUUAUAAACAGUGCACUAAAAAAUUAUAGAAAAAAGGAUCAUUAUUGAUGGAACUUCUCAAUAAUAAUAAAGAAGAACAAAUAGAUCAAUCCAAUAUCUAAACUCCUCCAAAGCCUUAUUCACUUGAGAAAAUCUAAUAUGUGAUUAAUUUUGAGAUUAAUUGUUUGAAACAAUAUGAAAUUAGUGGUGAGGAAGAAAAUUAAUUGCAAGUUAUCCAAGAUAAAGAAGUGUUAAGAUGGAUUCUUGAUACGAUCUAAACCAAGAAUCAUUACAAACAAAUUCUUUAGUGUUUAAUUAACUCUGCAUAGGAAUUAGCUAAUUAUUAGAUAGAAGACUUUACUUAAGCCAUUGAGAAAAUGAACAGUCAAAGCUCCUUUUAGACUAAUGAUGAAAAUCUUAAGUCUAUGAGCAAUUAAUCAUUCUAAAUUAAUUAAGAUGCUUUCAAAUUAUUGAUAGAGAAUAAAAUAAAAUAAAGUAUGGCUGAACAGAAUGAAAAAAAGAAAAAUAAAACUAAAUCAAAAAAGUCUAUUGCAUCAAAUAAAUAUGAUAAUUCUGAUACGAAAGUCUGCAUGUGUUCAAUAUUUUGA
Messenger RNA from Paramecium tetraurelia, 918 nucleotides. RefSeq lists its product as uncharacterized. The record is from RefSeq and is a predicted model, not a curated record. The transcript has 3 exons. Lineage: Eukaryota; Ciliophora; Oligohymenophorea; Peniculida; Parameciidae.